AUGGCGGACGGCUUCUCGGCUGCCGGCGCGGAGGUGCCCCGGCAUCCAGAGGCGACGCGCACGAGGUACUGCACGAUCGAACACAUGGCCCUCCUGGUCAGAAUCAGGACCCUUCAGACCCACAUCGAGACCUUGAGUGCGGAGGGCCUGGAGUCGCAGGCGGCCGCGGCCAGCGGCGUGAGCGCCGCCGCGCCUGCGCUCGUGGCGGCGGCGGCCUGCGCCGUGCUGGCCGGCUCGGGCGCCGCGGCGCGCAUGCGGCGGAGGCCCACAGCUGGCGUGGCGCAGGCGCCGCCGACCAGCCGCGCCCACUUCCUCAGCACGCUCGGGGGCCUCUUCCAGAAGCCACGCAGUGCCCCGCGCGCCGACGGGCCGAGCGCCAGCGUGGCCGACAGGGUCGCCGCGGCCGUCGGCGGCCUCUUCGGGCAGCAGCCCGCCCGCCACGCGCCGCCCUCCCCGCGGCACCCCGCCGACGCCCUGGGCGACGCCUUCGGCCGCGUUGCCGAGGGCGUCGGGGGCCUUCUCGGCGGCGCGGGCCAGGGCGUCGGGGGCCUUCUCGGCGGCGCGGGCCACCACGGCGCUGUCGCCUCGGCGGCGCCUGCUGCGCCGUCGCCGUCGUGGCCGCCAGCGCUCUUCGGGCAGCCAGAGCCCGCCCGCCACGCGCCGCCCUCCCCGCGGCACCCCGCCGACGCCCUGGGCGACGCCUUCGGCCGCGUUGCCGAGGGCGUCGGGGGCCUUCUCGGCGGCGCGGGCCACCACGGCGCUGUCGCCUCGGCGGCGCCUGCUGCGCCGUCGCCGUCGUGGCCGCCAGCGCUCUUCGGGCAGCCAGAGCCCGCCCGCCACGCGCCGCCCUCCCCGCGGCACCCCGCCGACGCCCUGGGCGACGCCUUCGGCCGCGUUGCCGAGGGCGUCGGGGGCCUUCUCGGCGGCGCGGGCCACCACGGCGCUGUCGCCUCGGCGGCGCCCGCCCCGCCGUCGCCGUCGUGGCCGCCAACCUUCGCGGUCGUGGAGGGCAUCGAGGGGCUCUUCGGCGGCGCUGGCAAGGCCAGCGCUCCGCGGACGCCCAGCGGCGCCGUCCAGGGCAGCGGCGAGGGCAUCAACGGCUUCAUGGAGUCGGUCGGGGACUUCUUCAGCAAAGGCCAGGCCACGAGAGGUCCAGGCGUCGUGGUGUCGGCGGCGGACGCGGACGGGCCGGGGGCGACUGGCCUGGACGGCUUCGUGGAGGCCGUCGGGGUCGCCUUCGGCGCGAAGCCCGCGGCGGUUGCGGGCCGCGCGGAGAAGCCCGCGGUGGCCGCCGCUGGGGGCCUUGGCGGCUUCGCGGAGGCCAUGGGCGGCUUCCUCGGUGGAGGGCCGUCGGGGCCAGCCGUCAUGGUGGCGGCGGCGGACGCGGAUGACGAGGAGCCUGGGGCCGACAGUCCGGUGGCUUUGGCCGCGCGUGACGAGUUCGACGGCAUCUCCGCUCUCGCCGGGGCGGUCGGGGGGGCCAUCGGGCACGCACAGGCCGGCGCCUCGAUCGCCGUGGCCAUGGCGCAGGGCAUCGCCGCGCAGGUUGAGAGGAGGGACAACGGGAGGGCGGCGCAGUGGCGCUUGGCUGCCAUGGAGAGGCGCAUCUCGCAGCUCGACCGGCGGGCGGAGGACCUCAUAGGCGCAGUGGAGCGCGGCGGCAUCGAGCCGGACGCAAAGGCUCGUUUCCUGCACGCGGCGGACGAAAUCCAGAUCCAGAGGGCUUUGCUUGCUGUCCAGCUGGACACGGAGCAGACAGUCGGCGAGUGGCUACCAGCCGCCCGGGAGGGCGCCGAGCAGCUCGCGCGAGGCCUCGAGCUUGGCUCGUCCUGCGUCGCGGACGGCGUCGUGGCCGUUGCCCGAGGCAUCGCCGAGCUCCGGCCGAGCUCGCCCGGGGGCGCCCAGCUGCUCGACGAGCGGUGGCCUUCGGCGGCCUCCCGCGAGGAGACGGGCGGGCCAGUCGACGAGCCGACGCAGUCGCCAGCGGGAGACCAGCUCGGCACAACUGCGCGGCCGCCACCAUGGAGACGACCGACAGGGCGAGCGCUCCCGCCGUGGUGGAGGCGCCCUGCCCGGCGACUGCUCCAGCCGCCGCGAAGGUGGCGGGAACGGAGAGCGCCCCUGCUUGGGCGGAGGUGGCCACCUUCGCGAGUGCUCCCGCCGUGA
Molecule: messenger RNA, 2166 nt
Organism: Prorocentrum cordatum
Lineage: Eukaryota; Dinophyceae; Prorocentrales; Prorocentraceae
Source: the annotation of a GenBank genome assembly